CGCGCGCGGCCUGCUCGUGACGACGCUGGCCUUUAAAUCGCCGGCGAUAAAUCCCGCAUGCGACGAUCCGCACACGAUCGCAGGUGCAACCGUGCGCUGGAGGAUACGCGACGCCGCCGCCGCCGCCGCGGCGACGGCGGCGGCGCUCGCUUACGCAUGUCCUCGUAACGUCACUUUAUCCCGCGCCGCGAAUAAAAUUCGCGCGCCGCGACGAAGCUCCUCUCUUAUUCCCGUAAUGAGCGGCGAGGACAGCUGAGAUUAACCCUCGCUCAUAAAUCCAUAGCCGCGCGCGCCCCAUCGAGCGCGACUUUAUUAAGGAUCUCCCCUUCAUAAAAAUGUCGAGGCAGGUUUCGUGUUGCUACAGUCGGGUCUUCGCAAUCCUUGCGUGUGAUGAUAAUGUGAACUCCGGGUACUUCUGCUUGAGAUUAGAAAUUAUUAUUAUAGGUAUAACAAUAUACUAUAAUUGAACGAGAUCGGAAAGUAACGCGUUGCGACACUUCACCUCAAUGAAUUUCGCAAUUCAUCUUGCGUGUUCGUUAGGAAAGUGCAUCUUUUCUGAUAACCGCGGGGGACAAAUUUUCCUAUCAGACACGGAAUGCGUUGCGAAACUCAUGUGGAAGGUGGAAGUGCCGUAAUCUUUCAUCCUCAUCUCGUACUGGUAUCGUACGAUAGCGAAUGAUAAAUGAGCGAGAGAUGAGAAUCGACGGACGACAAUGGGGCAGGAGUACGUUGACAUUCUUGUCGCAGGAAUGAAGGAAGAGAACUCACUUGAGGUGACUGACUGUGCUCGACGCGUGCUCGAGAUCGCCAAUGUGGCUUUUCGCAUCCAUCCCCGUAUUCCCGAGUGACUGCUCGACUGUCGGUUCGCCAACUUGGAGAACAAUGUUAAAGGCUCGUGAAGCACACACACACACACAUACAUACACGCGCACACCCACCUACGCGACGCACAAAACGAACGAUUGUUCGCGUUUGGCGAGUCGCGAGCGGACGACGGUAGCCGUUGGCGCGGAUCGCCUCUUCGCGGGCGAAGAGAAGGACGAAGAGAGGGAGAAGAGCGACGCGUCCGCCGUCGUUCACCAGGGUGGCCGCGAUAUAUCGAGACGCGUGCCGGGUGAUGCCGCAGUGCGAAGUGUCCUCUUCAUCCUCAUCUUCGUCAUCCCCGCUGCAUUCUCUGUCGCUGUCAUCGCCGUUGUUGUCGUAACUGACAGCCACGAUGGUUUAUCGCAGGAUCGUCCACUCGCUGGUCUGGUGGUUGCUGUCAUACCCUGCGUGCUUCCCGGCUGAGAAACUGUCGCCCGAUCAGCAGGCGCCGCUGUUCGCCCGCGGCUCCGGAGGUCUGAUCCUGAAGCCGCCGUUCGAGAGUGCACGAAGUGUGGCGACGAGUCCGGCGGUCUCCACGAACACCGUCAGCGAGGACGGCGUCGAGAGGGAGGAGAUCGCCAGCUUCAAGCUCGUGGACGGCGAAUUAGUCCGGGUGGUGGAGGGACACUUCUCCUACAGGAGCCCCGAAGGGAUCCCCGUCUCCGUGAAUUACGUCGCGGAUGAGAACGGGAAUCGAGCUGGUUUCAGGCUGGGCGCCGCCGCGACCGGCGGAACGACGUCUCACAUCAACGUGGGGGACUCGAGGCCAGGUGCGCCGGGAGGAGGCACUACAUACCUGCCGCCAAAGUUGACAUCGUCCAAUGUCGACCGCAGCUACCUACCGCCGCAUUAACGAACCUUCGUGUCUCUAGGCGCGCAUCUUCGCGUAAUAUCUGCGUGCGAGCUAACCGCUGACAAAAAUGCGCACUCUCGGUGAACGCGGCGAUGAGACCUCGACCAAGACGAUGUUCCGCUCUCCAAUGAGAAUCUCGGUACAAGAACAUCAAGUUCAAGUUGCGACGAUUCGUAAGAAUAAGUCGACCCCGUUUGAAAAUCGAAUCACUCUCAAAUGAUUUUAGAUCCCCCGGAGUAGCGUUAAAUACGCCACGA
Messenger RNA from Harpegnathos saltator (Jerdon's jumping ant), 1974 nucleotides. Its product is annotated as endocuticle structural glycoprotein SgAbd-1. The transcript has 4 exons. NCBI's taxonomy places the organism in Eukaryota, Metazoa, Arthropoda, Insecta, Hymenoptera, Formicidae. The coding region runs from base 1217 to 1717 and encodes 166 amino acids. The record is from RefSeq and is a predicted model, not a curated record.